UUGUCGGGACGGUCCAGCUGUCCGUUUCGGGUUUAACGCCACAAACUUUCACCAAUACAGUUAACACUUUAAAGUCAAAAUGUUUAACGCUACGUUGCCGUCCGACAGCAGAAGUCUACGGGGCAACAGAGAGCCUGAGAGACGGGAGCGGAUCUUUAAUGACAGAGUGAGGACGAUCGGGGUUGACAAGGAAGCCCUGGACAUGCAGAUGAAAGAAAAGCACAAACAAAAAGAGGCCGCAAAAGAGGCACAAAAUACUUCUGAUGCUGAUAUGCUCCACAAUAGCAAAUUAGCUCGCCUUCUCCAUAGCAGACAAGUAAAGGAGAAGCAUGCGAUGGAAAGGGCCAUCGUCAACUACCGGCAUCAGUACCAGCAGCCUUGGAGCCAGCGGGAGUAUGACCUUAACGACCCAGACCGCUGUAGAAAAAUGGAGCCAGGUGAUGCACAGAUGAUGCCCCCGGGCCUGGUGGGCGAGGACCCGGGCAGUGAAAGCAGAAGGCAGAGACAGAGGGAGCAGCUCAGAGAGUGGCUCAACCAGCAGCAGAGUGAGCAAGCAGCAGAAAGGCGUCAACAAAAGCUGAAAGGGCAGCACUGUGACCAGAGCAGAGUAGAAAUGGACAACACGGCGCUGCAGCUUCAGCGCCUUGAGAUGGAGAGAAGAAAAGCAGUAGCUGUUGCCACUAAAGAGUACAAUCUGGCCAUGAAACAAGAGAAAGAGAAACAAGGGCAGCUGACAAGUGCAGAUGCUGAACCCACCCUGAGCACGGAGGCAGUGUCUGGUCUUGGCACUGAUAGACGACCCCCUCCGGAGAGCCCGCAGCAGGUCGUCCAGUUCCAGAAAUAUCAAAUAGAAGAGAAAAAGAGGAUGGAAUUAGAGAAAAGGCAUGAGGAGCAGCAACAUGAUCUUGUCCGCUUGGACUCGGCUCGCACAGCUCUGUUGAUAGAGAGACAGCAGGCGAGACUGAACAAGCAGCUGAGACGACACCUGGACAGCACCAACGUCGCACUGGCCCAGACACACAAACAACAGAGACCGGACAUUGAAAGAGGAUGCAUCGAUGACAGCUUCUUCUCCAAAUUCAACACCUGCAGCAGAUGAUGGUUGACACGCUGCACUGAGGACUGGCUCAUUACAGUGGAUAAGUACUGAUAGUGGUGCUACAUGAGAAGAACAUUAAAAAAACUG
Molecule: messenger RNA, 1186 nt
Organism: Morone saxatilis (striped sea-bass)
Lineage: Eukaryota; Metazoa; Chordata; Actinopteri; Moronidae
Gene: ribc2
Product: RIB43A domain with coiled-coils 2
Exons: 7
Coding region: 80-1099 (339 amino acids)
Source: RefSeq, a predicted model, not a curated record